AUGAUCUACACUCCUUAUCUCGCACUAUUCGGCAUCUUUCUCGCUCACUCUCGGGCUGAGGUGGUCAACACUUUCGAUGGCCCGGGGUUUCCCACAUGCGCCAAUGUCGCACAGAUUCUAUACCCACAAUCAAUCGAAGAGGUAGUGAGCAUCGUCAAGAAUGCAUCCGCAACCAAUACCCCCGUCCGUGCUCUUGGUGGCGGCCACUCAUGGUAUAACACCAGCUGCUCCGACGACCCAAGGACAAUUGUGUUCAAAACCGAAUAUCUCAACCGCAUAUCCAAUCUCGAUAUGAACGCAGGGACGGUUGACAUUGAAGGCGGCGUCACAUUCUUGCAGCUAGCGGAUUGGCUGCACGCCCGCAAUGCAUCUAUCGGGUAUACGCUCGUCAACUGGAAUAUCACCAUUGCGGGUGCAAUUGCUAUGGGUGCCCAUCGUUCGUCAUUGAGAGAAGACAGCAUGGUUGCCGCAGCUGCGGAGGCCUUAGACAUUGUCAAUGGUAAAGGCGAACUCGUACAUCUUACCAAGGACAUGACGAGCGACACUUGGCUUGCGGCUACCACCUCACUUGGUCUCCUCGGUGCCAUCGUGAAGAUCAAAUUCAAAGUCCGACCAGAUUUCAAGGUGUAUGCCGAUCAGAAGAUUCUUGAUGAACAAGAUGUGAUGAACGGAGACAUUUACGGGAUGAUCUCCAAGUACGCGACGGCGAACCUCUGGUGGUGGCCUGGGUUGAAGAAGUUUCAUUACCGCUACUAUGACGAGAUCUCUAUCAAUGACCCUGGAAGGUCUCUGCAGAACACCUUCAGCGUCAGCUCCUUUGAAGCGAGUACUGCCACACUCCUUUUGGAGGGUGGCACGUCCCAAGCAUGGUUGAACUCGCUAGCUGAGAAGACAUUCUUCGCAGUUUGGUCGCUCCCUAAUUUCAGAGACAAUACGACGCAACUACCUAUUCUGACAUGGCCAACGACUGGGUUUGCAUAUCCUGUCCUCAUCGGUGGUCUCUAUCCAGACCAAAAGCCCGAAUGGGAAAUGAACCUGCACGGUUAUACGCUCGAAUUGGCAUUCCCAGUCACUAUCGCCAACAAGGUUCUCCAGCGUAUCCGCCAACUUUUCGACGAGUCUGAGGCUCAAGGAUUUCCUAUGACGAGUACAUACCGCUCUGGGAUUAAUCUCAAGUUCGGCAAAGCUUUCCCCGACUUGCUCAGCCAAGUCACAUUGACAGACGAGGCGGAUUGGAGCAAAGGAGUGAUGAUGUAUGACCAUCCAUCCUAUCGUCCAAAAAACGGCAUUCGCUACAAUGAACCCUUCUACCACAAUCUCGCAAAAACACUCAUUUCUGAGUUUCCAUGUAGACCACAUUGGACCAAGAAUAGUCGUGAAGUACUCAACCUUGUCAAAGAGCACGGUCGAGUCGAUGCAGGACACCUUCAACGAUUCGAAGCCGUCAGAGCUCAGUUUGAUCCUCAACGCAUCUUUAAGAGUGUCGUAGGAGAAACGUUCGGCAUGUAG
Serendipita indica DSM 11827 is the source of this 1509-nucleotide messenger RNA. NCBI's taxonomy places the organism in Eukaryota, Fungi, Basidiomycota, Agaricomycetes, Sebacinales, Serendipitaceae. The record is from the annotation of a GenBank genome assembly.